GCGAGGCCGGGGUGCAGAGACCGGAGCCCCAGCCAGGCCCUGCGCACCGGUCCAGGGACGGUGCCCGGGAGCUACGGCUGCCGGGAACCCGGCUGGGACCGCCUCGGCUUCGCCCCCUAAACCCUCGGCGUACUCCCAGCACGCAGGGGUGGCCGCGGCCCGCAGCCCCGGUGUGGGUGGCCCGGCGCGCGGCGGCUAGGGGGUGGGCCGCCCCCAACGCGGGGACCGCCGAGGGGCGCGGGCGGGGCCCGAGGCGGCGACUGUGUCCCGACCCGGCUCAGGGGCCGCAGGGGCCGCCGCGGAGCUGGGCUGCUUCGGAGAGCACCUGGACGUAGAAGGGUUAACGCGCCGCCGGGGCCGCGCAGAACAGGGAGCUGCCAAAGCCCAAGCAGCUCAGGAUGGGAUUACAAGUACCGGGUGGACCCAUGGAGAGAGUCAGCAAGAUGCAGCCCUGGGCUAGCAGAAGGAAGAAGCAAAGAGGGAGUGCAGAGGGGACCCAGCAGCACAGAAGGCGGGGACAGUGACCAUCGCCCCCAUUUCUCCUUCCCUUCAGCCUCAAGUAACAGAGUUAGGCAGAAAGAGCCUACCCCCUCCAGGCCCAGAUGGCCGACUAGAGGGCUUUCUUCCCGUCCACGCCUUCCUUGCCCAGGGCAAUCAAGGGAAGAGAGAUGGAGAAGUGGCCCGGCAGGCCCUGGUUGUGCCUGAUGCUGCUUCUGCCCCUCCCUCAGUUCUGCCAGGAUCAGGAGGUGUUGUCUGGACACUCUCUUCAGAUACACCCGGAGGAGGGCCAGGGCCUUGAGGGCGUCUGGGGUCCCUGGGACCAGUGGGCCUCUUGCUCCCAGCCCUGUGGGGUGGGGGUGCAGCGCAGGAGCCGAACCUGUCAGCUGCCCACAGCUCAGCUCCACCAGGGCCAGCCCCUCUCACCCAGGCCCCCAAGCUAUCCUGAAGCCCUGCUCCCAGGGACUCAGGGCCCCAGACCCCAGACUUCCGGAGAAACCCUCUCCCCUUACAUUCCACAGACCUGGGGAAGAGGUGGCCUAUUUCAAGGCCCCACCUCUCAAUUAGGGCGAGAGCAGGCCCAGGGGAUUCCAGGAGCCCGGAGGUCCCGGGUUCGAGAUCCCAUCAAGCCAGGAAUGUUUGGUUAUGGAAGAGUGCCUUUUGCUUUGCCGCUCCAUCGGAACCGCAGGCACCGCCAGAGACCGCCCGAACCUGAGCCUUCCCAGGCCUCAGAUCUUCCAUCUCUGACUCCAAAAGCAGAGCUGACCUCCACAAACCAUACCCCUCCAACUCAGUUCUCUCUUACAGAACUGUCUGUCCAUAUCCCGUCCCCCCUGGCAGAACCCCCAGUCCCCAGAAGUGCUCAGACAGAGGUGCCGUCUAGAACCAGGCCUUAUCCCACCCGGUCCCAACGCAGAGCCCAGGCCACAGACACAGAACCCCCCUUGUCCACCCCAUCCCCAAGAGAAAGUAGCUCUUUCCACAUGUCCCCUCAGCCAAGAAUUCCAAGUUCCCAGGGUUGGGCCGGUCCCAGGCUGGCAGAAAGACGCCCUAAUCCCUCCCUUUCUGUCCCUUGGGGCCGAGGCCCGCAGAGCCAGGAGCGCCAGAGACCUGGGGGGACUCUUCACGGGUCCCUACUGGAGUCUGCCUCUCUCUACGCAGAUGGCUGGUUGCCUCUUCUGAGUGCUGGCGCCCGCUCCACCUCCCUCUGGAGCCUCUUUGCUCCUAGUAGCGCUGUCCCAAGAUGUUCUGGGGAGAGUGAGCAGCUGAGAGCAUGCAGUCAAGUGCCCUGCCCUCCUGAACAGCCAGACCCCCGGGCUCUGCAGUGUGCAGCCUUUAACUCCCAGGAGUUCAUGGGCCAGCAGUACCAGUGGGAGCCCUUCACAGAAGUUCAGGGCUUCGAACGCUGUGAACUGAACUGCCGUCCCCGUGGCUUCCGCUUUUAUGUCCGUCACACUGAAAAGGUCCAGGAUGGGACCCUGUGUCAGCCUGGAGCCCUAGACAUGUGUGUGGCUGGACGCUGUCUGAGCCCUGGCUGUGAUGGGAUCCUUGGCUCUGGAAGGCAUCCGGAUGGCUGUGGAGUCUGUGGGGGUGAUGAUUCUACCUGUCGCCUCAUCUCAGGGAAUGUCACUGACCGGGGGGGCCCUCUGGGCUAUCAGAAGAUCUUACUGAUUCCUGCAGGAGCCUCCCGGCUCCAGAUUGCCCAGCACCGGCCCAGCUCCAACUACCUUGCACUUCGAGGCCCUGGGGGCCGGUCCAUCAUCAAUGGGAACUGGGCUGUGGAUCCCCCUGGGUCCUACGUGGCUGAUGGGACUAUCUUCCGGUAUAACCGUCCUCCACGGGAGGAGGGCACAGGAGAGAGUAUGUCAGCUGAAGGCCCCACCACCCGACCUGUGGAUGUCUAUAUGAUCUUUCAGGAGGAAAACCCAGGUGUUUUUUAUCAAUAUGUCAUCUCUUCACCUCCUCCAAAGCUCGAGAGGCCCACCUCAGAGUCCUAUAUCCCCCAACUCCAGCCCGAGAUUGUGAGGGUGGAGACCCCACCUGCUUCGGUGCUGCACCACCCCCGGGCCCUGGGCGUCCUCCAGCGCCAGGUGCGGGUCCCCCAGAUGCCCGCCCUGCCCCAUCUCAGGGCUCCCCUGAGGUCUCUGGCUGGAUACUGGAAGCGGGUGGGGCACUCCGAGUGCUCAGCAUCGUGUGGAAAAGGUGUUUGGCGCCCCGUUUUCCUCUGCAUUUCUCGUGAGUCAGGAGAGGAGCUGGAUGAAGACAGCUGUGCCAUGGGUGCCAGGCCGCCAGCCCCUCUGGAACCCUGCCACGGCCCCCCAUGCCCCCCAUACUGGGAAGCUGGUGAGUGGACAUCCUGUAGCCGCUCCUGUGGUCCUGGCACCCAGCACCGCCAGGUACGCUGCUGGCAGGAGUUUGUGGGGGGUGGCUCCUCAGUGCCCCCAGAGCGCUGUGGACAUCUUCCCCGACCUGACAUCACCCAGCCCUGCCAGCCUCGCCUCUGUGGUUACUGGGAGGUUCGAUCCACCUGGAGCCAGUGCUCUGUACGGUGCGGGCGUGGCCAGAGGAGCCGGCAAGUUCGCUGUGUUGGAAACAACGGUGAUGAAGUGAGCGAGCAAGAGUGCACUCCAGGCCCCCCACGGCCCCCCAGCAGAGAGGCCUGUAACAUGGGGCCCUGUACCACAGCCUGGUUCCACAGCGACUGGAGCUCCAAGUGCUCAGCUGAGUGUGGCACAGGAAUCCAGCAGCGUUCUGUGGUCUGCCUUGGGAGUGGGGAGGCCCCUGGGGCAAGCCAGGCGGAAGCAGGAGCAGGAGCCAGUGAGCAGAGCUGUGCAGCAGGAAGCCGUCCCCCUGACAUGCGUGCCUGCAGCUUGGGGCCCUGUGAGAUGACCUGGUGCUGGUACACAGGGCCCUGGGCUGAGUGCUCCUCAGACUGUGGCUCUGGUACACAGUGGAGAGACAUCAUCUGUGUGUCCAAACUGGGGACUAAGUUCAAUGUGACUUCUCCUAGCAACUGUUCUCACCUACCCAGGCCCCCUGCCCUGCAGCCCUGCCAGGGACAGGACUGCCACGACCGAUGGUUCUCUACGUCCUGGAGUCCGUGUUCUCACUCCUGUCAGGGGGGCACACAGACAAGGGAGGUCCACUGCCUGACUGCCAACCAGACUCUCAGCACCCGAUGCCCUCCUCAUCUGCGGCCCUCCAGGAAACGACCCUGUAACAGCCAGCCCUGCAGCCAGCGCCCUGCGGACACAGCUGGAGGAGGAGGAGCUUGGCCUGGCUGGAGGGAGCUUGCGGUAGAGGCACGGGCGGAGCCAAGGCAGUACUGGAUGUCCUGCCAAGGACACAUUCUUCAGAGAUGUCUCACCCUAGUCCCUUCCCUCUCCCCUCUCCUGCCCACUUCAUGGGUCAAGAUAAACAGCUUGCUUUGAGGGGAAGUGAGAGCAGUGGGCAGUCUUUUCCAUAAUACAGAUCCUUUCCCUGAGCCCUAGAAUUCUGAGGUCUGAAUCCAGGUCUCCACUUCCAGAGCCAGACUUCCCAGGGGUCCCUGUACCUAGGAAGGGGAGCAGUGCAACAGAAUUGAACUCCCUGUUGGAAGCAUCCACCUCCCCAUCUCUGCACCUCCCUAAGUCUGGCCUAGUGAGACCAUAAUAAAGGCCCGCAGAAACUGUUGAACUCAGUGACUACUAUUUCCUGAGUACACGCAGACCCUGUGAAGGACACCUGUGUUGCCUGAGGAGACAGGAUUUCUCUAGUGGCCUCCUCACUUCAGACUGCUGCCUUGGGACUUAGGCUCUCCCUGAGUUGGAAAUGGCUGUGAAAGACGACUUUGGACAUCUUGGCAGGACAGUGGGUGAGGAAAGAGGCAAGGGAAUGGAGGGAAAGGAGAAUGAAACUGACUCUAGCCCAGGACAAGGAAUGAGGAAAGGGGUACAAGGAAACUCAGUCUCUGCUCAGCCUAAAGAGGAGGUGUCAGACCUGUUCUUCUCUUUGGUGAACCUGUAAGGGGAUCAAAGAUGAUCCCCAGGGAAGUAGGACCUGGGCAGCCUGUAGUUACUGAGGGCUGAAGUCCAAGGCCUAGGACUGGAGGGAGGGGUGGCGGUAACUAGCUGGGGCCCUCCCCGCGAUUCCUGGAAGCUGCAGCUGGGUGGUGGCCCCAGUUCAGCUGACUUCCCCGAAGUACACCUCCCUCUUUGGGCUGUUGCUGGGCUGGUCUGGAGUGCUGCCUAUGCCUGAGAGCCAAUCACACGUUGGAAAAGUAGCUGCAGCCCCGCUCGGACUCCCCCAGCCUCAGCCCUUGCUUUCUCUCUCUGACAGCCCCUGAGCUCUGACUUCUCAGGAUGUGGGCUUCCGUCAGGGCAGUUGCCCCUUUCCCCUCUUAUUUUAAAGCCAGACUCAGUGCAGCCCCUCGGGGUUCUUUCCUCUGGCCACUGAGGUCAGCAUGGGGUCAGUGCACACGUUUCCAGGAAGGGGAACCUGACUGCAGGUAACCCCUUUCCUUGUCCCCUUAGAGGACAGUGUGGCCAGACACCUCUUUCUUGACCUCCAAAACCCUGAAGGGACUUGGGAGAGAGGAAGCUACAGUUCAAGGCCAGGGAGUUGUGGUGGAGGGGCCCCUAGGUUUGGUGCACUGGGGGGAACUUAGGGAAGGACUCAGAGGAACCCGAGCACUGAGGUGGGGGUGGUGUGGUGAUGGGAAUAAUCGUGAUAUGCAUGAGAGAGCUCAAGCGUGCAGGCGGCCAGUGUGUUGGUGAGGGCUCCUCAUUCCUGAGUGUCUGCGGGGGCAAGGGAUUGUGGUUCUGUGUUGGGGUACUUACAGGUGACCUUGUGAGGUCUCAGUCCAGCUGCAUCAGGAUUCCUCUCCCCUCCCCUCUCCCAGCUUCCCCAGGGUAAUUACCCACCCAAUUAAGCUGCCACCUUCAGACUAAAUUUAUCUCCUAGACUUCCCCAACCCCCUGGCCUCCCUGCAAGCAGGUGCUCGCAGCUGCGGAGGGCAGGGGGAGGCAGUCUCCAGAACCCCAUAGUCUUCACUUGACCAGAUUCAACCUCUCUGGUAACUAGGAGUGAAGCAGAACAGAGGGUCCAGCACAUGCGUGUCUCAGCCUUCAGUCUCCCUUCUCAGGCCCAUUAGAGAAGACCUAAGGCUAGAUGAUGUAGACAGCCCUCCAGGCAGUGGGAGAGCUAAAGGACAGAGUGAGAGCGAAGCCAAGAAGCUCCCCUCCAGAUUCUCCAACCAGGUCCUCUUACAUUUCUUGUUUUCUCCUCCCCAGUUUUAUGAAUAGAGACUUCAUAUUAACACCCUCUGCCACAAGAGUAAACUGAAUCGUGAGACCUCUCCUCUCCUUGAACCAUGGAGAAUCACGCUAGAGUAGAGACUGUAGUUUGAGUGUGUGCAAUGGGGUGGGGGUCCCCAAGUUUCUACCCUCCCUUGUAGCCCAUCCCUCAAAUCCACCAUCUUUGCUGCCAGGAUGUCAGCUGGGUGGGGAAGUUAGGGCAGAGGGGGCUUAUCUGUCACAGGCAGGUGAUGAUGAGGUGUCAGCUUUAAAUGGCUGCAGGCACCUCACAGGAAAUAGAAAGCUUCAGGAAAGUACCUAAGUGUCAACAAAAGCAGUCAAAAGUUUGGGCUAACCUCAAACUAGACAGCACAAAUCCUGACUCUGACUUCAGGCUCUUUGACUGAGCAGACUGGGGGAAACUCUAGAGGGAGAUGUUUCAGGGCUGAGGUCUGAAGAAAGGAGAUGAGGGAGCAAUGUUCAAGAUUAGUCCAAAAGAAGGUAUGCAUGAGCUAUGUCACAUGGCAGUCAGAUCCUGGGGAGACCUGUGUUUGAGUAGCCUGGGAAAGAACCUGAGUAGUCAGAGGAGAGAUGGGUUCAAUUUCACGAAGGUCCCAGGUUGGGGUUAGGAAGUGUGUGUUGUACUCUUUUCAGCCUUGCCUGAAUCUCUAAGAGACAGCUCUACAGAACUUUGACAAGGAUAAGAAACUGGGGGAGAAAGGUAGGGCUACUUAAAAAGGAGCAGGCUGAGUCCUGGUAUCCCUAGGCUAAAAGGCAAGGUGGUGGGGCCCUGCCCUUGAUGAGCCACAGAGUUCUGUCCCUGGAACCUAAGUACCCCUUUCUUUCAUCUCUACCUUCCUCCCUUCCCUCCCUACUACCUAUCUUUCUCUGCCUGCCUUUCAUUAAAUAAGACUCCCUUUAGCUCUGGUGGAGGACUGGGCAACCUUUUUCUCUUAAGGACCAGAGUAAGUAUUUUCUGCUUUGCAGGCCAUACUCUGUUGCAACUAUUCAUCUCUGCUGCUGCUGCAGCACAAAAGCAGCCACAGACGAUAUGUAAACAAAUGGGCAUGUGUUCUAGUGAAACUUUAUUUGGAUAACAUUAAAAUUUUAAUGUCAUAUAAUUGUAAUAAGUCACAAAAUAUUUUUUUCAACCAUUUUUAAAAAAAUGCAAAUACCAUUCUUAGCUUGUGGACCACACAGGCUCAAGGACAGCUUCGGCAGGCAGGCAAUUUACUGACCCCUGGCAUUUUUUCCAUCUGGCUGAACUCUUCUGCCAGCCUACACAGAGUCCUGUCGGGGGAACAGUAUCUUUUAAACCAUCCUGUCUCCCAAUGGCUACUUCUUAAGGGCUUCUCCCGGAGAAUCCAACAACUGGGAAAUGGCUAAGAGAAUAAACCCUUAAGGGAUAUUUCUCUAAAUUCCUAACAUUUAUAUAGUGCUGUAGGUAAAACAAUUAUAUAUAUUCUCUGUUUAAAUCUUUACAAUAAUAAAAUAGUAAGAUAGGAAAGAUAGUGAAAUCCAGUUUAUAGGGGAGAAACUAAGGCCUGGGACCUAGUCUAGUCUUCACUUUUUAAAUUCUACCUAAUUCCUUUGUUCUGUGAUUUAACUUCACUCUCAUAGAGUACCCUUAUCAAAAUACUUAAUAAUUUGGGCCACAGUGAUCCAGAACUCGGCUUUUAUGUGUUUUUUGUUGUUUUCAAAUGUCUUUCAUGACUUUUCACAAUUUAGGAAAAUCCUGUUCUAGAUUUUUUCAUCCCAAAGUGUCAAGGAAUUAAAAAUCCUUUCAAAUAUAUCUUCAGUAUUUAAGUCCAAGGAAAAAACUGAAGUAAGUACACAUGGUCUUUAUUUAAGGUAUAAUGGCAUGCAAACAUAGGCUUAUGUAUUCCUGGUUGAGCCACAGAUUUUUUUUCCUAGGACAAAUUUUAUCACUCAAAGUUGUGUGAUAUGUCCUGUAUUUAAAGGCAAUGCAGCUGCGUUUUUUACACAAACUAUAUUUACUAUUGAUAAACAAAUCCUUAUUCUGUAUAAGCAAUUUUUCAUCCAUUAGCAUUAAUAUAUCCCUUCAUGGUUCAUAAUGGGGAAAGGAAGAUACAGAGACCCUACCCUGUUUCAGAGUAGACCCUAACUAACCAAACUUUAAGGUGGGGGAAAGGAGCAAGCAAGCAGGGAACCAACCACUCUUCCUUACCAUUCUCUAGCUCCUCUGCAGAGCUGUUCUUCCUUAAAGCUGAAGAAGUCACCUCAUUUCAAAACAGACACACACACAGCUUCAUUUCAUUUCGAAACGAAGUUGUUUCCCUCUUUCUGUUUCUCUACCUUCGUGAGGGAUUUCUGAGAAAUGAAAAAAAAUGUCACCUCCCAUACUCAGUCUGCAGUUUUGUCUUUUGUUUUUUUUUAAAUGGACAGGAGAGGGUUAGAGGAGAGGAGUAUACUGCUUAAGCAUCCAGUAUUCAUCCAAACUUCACAGGGUAAGAGAAAUGCCAUUUCCAUAGUAGCCCUUAAGCAGAGGUGGGCCCUGCCUUGCCUAAGAUCUGGGCUUUCAGGAUCUGAGGAAAUAAACAAACUAUGGUUUCAGGAAAUUUCAGUAACAGAGCAGUGAAACCUAACAGCUGCUCCUUGCAGUAGCCCAGCUGUCUCUCCUCCCCCCAUUCCCACCAAGGACAUGAGAUGGGUGGGAACUGCUUCGGGCAACUCAGGCAACACAGGAGGGGAGGUACCAGCUGAGGUAUGAGAGAUCUGGGCACACAGAGGAAUAAAAUGCAUAUGAGAGCAAUGUUUCCUACCUCCCCCCAAAAUCUGAACACCUAAGAGUCAUACCAACCCAGUAGGGGAGACUAUGAAAUGUGUAGUGAAAUUUUCUAAACUAACUCCUCAUACUAGACAAGAACAUUAAAGGUAUUUUUCUUUAAGAAAA
Messenger RNA from Manis pentadactyla (Chinese pangolin), 8685 nucleotides. RefSeq names its product ADAMTS like 4 (gene ADAMTSL4). Gene Ontology annotation, molecular function: metalloendopeptidase activity. Gene Ontology annotation, cellular component: extracellular matrix. Gene Ontology annotation, biological process: extracellular matrix organization. The coding region runs from base 669 to 3929 and encodes 1086 amino acids. The record is from RefSeq and is a predicted model, not a curated record. Lineage: Eukaryota; Metazoa; Chordata; Mammalia; Pholidota; Manidae. The transcript is spliced from 19 exons.